Messenger RNA from Chelonia mydas (Green sea turtle), 1483 nucleotides. It is a transcript of the gene ELP5, whose product is annotated as elongator acetyltransferase complex subunit 5. Gene Ontology annotation, cellular component: elongator holoenzyme complex; cytosol; nucleus. The record is from RefSeq and is a predicted model, not a curated record. Lineage: Eukaryota; Metazoa; Chordata; Testudines; Cheloniidae. The transcript has 8 exons. Bases 19 to 942 code for a protein of 307 amino acids. Gene Ontology annotation, molecular function: tRNA binding. Gene Ontology annotation, biological process: tRNA wobble uridine modification.
GGGGGAGGAGGGAGUGGGAUGCUGGGGGAGCUGGUGGCUGGGGCGACGGGGGGGCUCGUCCUCAUUCAGGACACCGUUGAGUGUGAGGGCCGCAGCCUGCUCAAGACCUUUGUGGCAGCUUCAGCGCACAGGGGGGAAUCCGUCCACGUUUUCGGCUUUGAAAUCCCCGAGGAAGAGUUCCGGGCCGGCUUCGACCCUGACGUGACUGCGCGGUUACUAUACCAGGAUGGCUUCACAGACCCCCUGCGCUGGACCGGGGAGGCUGGGGCCUUCGGGGCGGAGGAGUUCUCGGCCCUGGGGGUGGCCGGGCGCCUAGCACAGGGACCCGCGGGACCCGUCACCGUCGUCCUGGACUCGCUCAGCUGGCUUCUGCUGCGCCAGCCACUGGCCGCCGUCUGCCAGACGCUGGAACGGAUCCCGAGGGCAGCUGCCCACGCAGGCCUGCGUGUGACGAGGAUCCUGGCCUUGCUCCACGGGGACCUGCACCCGCCGGGCCUGGUGGAAACCCUCCACUCCCUGGCCCGAGCCGUGGUGGGGGUGGGGCCGGCCCCCGAGGGCGUGGGGAGUCGGGGGGACGUCCCCCGACUGGCCUCCAUGCUGCAGCGUAAGGGGACCCGGAAGGUCCUCAAGAAGGAGGAAUAUUACACCGUCCUGGCCGGCUUCACCCCAAAAGCCCUCGGGGAGCCCACAGGGAGCAUGCCCCAAGAUGAGGAGGCCGAGUCCCCUUCCGCGGCGGACCCCACCGCCAACUUGACCUUCAACCUGCGGCUGUCGGACACGGAGCGCCAGGCCCGGGACGGGCUGCUGCUGCCCUUCCACUUCACCGCCCAAAAGAAGUCGUCCCUGCUGGAGGCCUCGGCCAACGCCGGGAAGAUCUUCUACGAACCGGACGCCGCGGACGACCUGGACGAGGAGGAUCCGGACGACGACCUGGACGUGUGAGAGCCGAGGGGGUGUGUGUGUGUGGGGGGCUCCCCCCUCCCCCAAAUGGACCCCCGGAUCUCGGCCUCCCAGCAGGAACCUUCAGAGAGAUCCGUGACCGAGCCCGACUCCGGCGCCACUGUGUCUGCCACGGGGGGCUACCCAGGAGCGCCCCGUGGCCCCCCACCCACGUGCCCCCGCCCAGGGCUGUGUCUGCGGUCUGUGGGCUGUUGACUGGGGUUGGCAUCUGUCCGCCGAGAAGUGGGGCUGAGCCGUGUUCCCCUCCCCACUGCACCCACGCCAGCCCCCCACCCCCGUCCCUACCACCCUCUCCUGCCGUGGCAUGGGGCGAGACUUCCAUAAAGAAAGGGUGGAUGGGAAACCGCGCCCCCUAGAGGGGACAGGCCCCUGCCCCAUUUCCCGACCCCCUGAGCCAGCCAGUCCCCGCCCUGGGGCCGGAUUGGAACUCCCCCCUCAGUUUGCAGCGGUCGGACUCAUCCCUCUUCAGUCCAGAGAGGGCCCCCAGGCCCUUAAAACGAGCCACUUUCCCCUUUUUGGUAGG